Messenger RNA from Colletotrichum phormii, 288 nucleotides. RefSeq lists its product as uncharacterized. The coding region runs from base 1 to 288 and encodes 95 amino acids. The record is from RefSeq and is a predicted model, not a curated record. Lineage: Eukaryota; Fungi; Ascomycota; Sordariomycetes; Glomerellales; Glomerellaceae. The transcript is spliced from 2 exons.
AUGAAGACAUCCAUCGCUUACAUCAUCGCCGCGGCCCUCUUCGGAGCUACGCAGGCUGCCAUCACCCCGAUGAACAACAUCAUUCGCCACGAGUACAACCUCAACGCCAGAGCCGGCGUUCACGGCAACAUUGAGAGAGACGAGCCUGCUAUUGCCCCCGAGGGCGAUACAUGCGAUCUAGGGUACAGCGACGAGGAGUUUGGGCGGAGACUGAGACAGGAAGUGGGCGUUUGGAAGAUUCUUUUUGAUCGGUACGGAAAACAUUUGGAAGACGGGAGCAAGACCUAG